GUAAAGAUAACGAACAGUGAUCAAGCUCAUAACCCCUAUAAGCAAUACAGAAUAGAUAGAUAAAUAUUGUUUAUCACCGCCAUUUUACUUGCACAAAUGAACACAAUUUGUACAGACGUUUCUUAUUGGUCACGAUAGGUACUUCCGCGUUCGCAAUGAUUGGUAGAUAUUUUUGGUAAAUUUGGCAUCUGACGUGACCCUCUGUUGGAUGUUGUAUGCGAGUAUAAGAGCAGCUCUAACAUACAAUUUUCAUUAGAUUAAGACACAAUUAGAUAUUAGACAACGCAACAACCUUAUUUAUACGGGAUGGACUAUGAUGCCCUCAUCCAAAAGCUGGGAACCUUUGGUCCUUACCAAAAACGACUGUUUUUCAUCGUGUUCUUCCCGAUAAUAUUUGAUUCCUUUGGUACACCAGUGUCAAACUUUUUACUUGGAGACCAACUUCACAGGUGUAAAAUCCCAGACGUACAAAACGAUACCUACCUAAUUCAGGAUCGGUAUCACGAGGAACUAAUUAAUGCAACAAUCCCGAAACGUUCCGAUGGCAGUUACGAUGAAUGUAAAGUUAUCAUCAAUAAGACGAUGAAAAAGUGCUCCGAAUGGGUGUAUGAUCAUUCUGUUUUCACAAGAACAGUUAACUCUCAGUUUAACCUGGUCUGUGAUGACAGUUACUUACAUUCGCUGUCCGUAUCUGCAUACUUUUUUGGAUAUGUUUUUGCCACGCUGACAUUGUGUCCGCUGGCGGAUGUGAUCGGAAGACGUAAAAUGGUAGUCUUUGCUACCACUUUCCAGUUUGUCAUUAACAUCAUCAUGCCAUUCUCCUACAAUGUAGUGAUGUUUAUCAUCAUCCGGUUCUUUGAUGGAGUCUGUGGUCUGUCGUAUUAUCAUGGAGCCUUUAUAAUCGGGAUGGAAAUGGUUGGGCCGUCGAAGAGACUGUUUUCAGGAACAAUGGUUUUAGAAGUGUAUGUCUUUGGAGAGUUUCUGCUCCUAAUAUUUGCAUAUUUCUUACGAGACUGGCGAUGGUUGCAGUUGGCACUUGCUAUUCCAAUGGUUUCUACUGUGUGCUAUUGGUGGCCACAGGUUCUCCCAGAAUCUCCAAGAUGGCUCCUCUCCCGAGGAAAAAAUAAGGAGGCCGUAAAAAUAUUACGAAAAGCUGCUAAAGCUAAUGGAGUGGAGUUUGAAGACUUACCAAGCGACUUUCGAUUGGAAAAAGAGGACCGGGGAGUACGAGAAAUCCUGAAAGAACUGUUUCACUCCAGAAAGCUUCUUCUUAGAUGGAUAAUCAUCUUUUUAAACUGGUUUGUGAUAUCCUUCAUUUACUACGGGUUAACCCUUCACAUUGGGAAGUUAGGCGGCAACUUGUACCUUAAUUUCGCUUUAUCCUGCAUUGUGGAACUUAUCGGCUACUCUUUGUGUAUCUUCAUGGACAGGACCGGACGAAAGCCAAUGCAUCUCACCGUGAUGUUUAUGAGUGGAAUAGCGUGCCUGGCGUCAGUGCUUCCAAUAAAAUUUGGGGACGAUUCACAUAACUGGAUAAUGAUAGCACUAUCUAUGAUCGGAAAGCUUGGGAUUUCUGCCGGAUUCGGGGAAAUCUUUAUCUACACGGGGGAACUGUUCCCGACUGUUGUCCGAAGUUUCGUGAUGGGAAUCUGUAGCUGUGGUGCUCGAAUAGGAUCCAACAUCUCGCCUUAUAUGUACCAACUCGCGGAUGGUAAAUUGCAGAAAAUUUUACCUUUAUUGAUUUACGGAAUCGUCACCAUUAUUGUGGCUUUAUUGUCAUUACAUCUACCAGAAACGAGAAAGCGAAAACUGCUGGAGCAAGUGGAAGACAUAGAACAUGAGAAGGACCUCAUGACAGAAAGCGAGCGUAACAGUGGUCCAGAAGAUUUGGAAAUAAAUGAUGGUGAUUGUGUCAACACACACCGAUGAUGAAAAUUCAAAGAUGGAAUGAUAUAUUGAAAUUUAGAUUGAUCUAUUGUUUAUUGUUUUACGCCAUUUUGGCAACAUUUCAGUAAUUUUACAGCGGUUAGCUAAAUGAUAUAUGUUCGGUGUUGAAUUUUCUCUGAUGGCUUCCAAUCAGUCUACUACUUUUCGAAAGAAGGAUCACGGCGAGUGUGACCGGUCAACAGGGGAUGCUUACUCCUCCUAGGCACCUGAUCCCACCUCUGGUGUGUCCAGGGGUCCAUGUUUGCCCAACUAUCUAUUUUGUAUUGCUUGUAGGAGUUAUGAGAUUGAUCACUGUUCGUUAUCUUCACCUUGCAUGUAAUCCUUGCUUCUUUAAAUCUGAACAAUUUUUGUAUAUAUCGAGCAAACAUUCGUAGAAACAUAAAUGAAAGUAAACGAAAAUCCAGGAAAAUAUUUAUCAUUUGUGGAAAAAUCAGUUGUUUACGAAGAAACUACAUGUAUUUAAUGUUGGGAACCGAAGCUACUAGUUGGGGUGCAAUCAGGCAGUAUACAUACAUGCCAUUUUAGGGUUGUCUUGUUUGUGUAGGUGGGAAAAAAUUCAAUACCGUGUAGGGUGUUGUUUUCUGUUAUCGCCAGACAAGACCGAUAACAUAUCCAACUGCGUAAUUUGGCAUCACCUUAUAGAUCCAAUCGGCAACCCCUGGACGAUUCCGUUACGCUUCGGCUACACUUCACAAACCUCGGAUGUGAUUUGUGUAGGGAUAUACAUCGAUUUGUUACAUUUCAAUACCGGAGCUACGUGUACCUGUUUACUCUUUUCCACUCCGCGUUUAAAGACGCCUACAAACGACUUUUUCGCCACCUUGCAGUUUGCAAAGGAUUGCUCUAACAUUCACUCAGAGAAUAACUAUAUAAUUUGUUAUUUGCCACUGUCAAUACUGAUUUAAUAGUGGCGUUAGUGAAACUAAGAAUACGGAUAUUUGUCAGCUUGUGACAGUUAAAUCGUCAUUAACGGUCACAAAAAACAAAUGAGUAAAAAACCAAUCCCACUUUAAUGCAAUUGCGGAUUUUACUUGAUGUUUACGUCACUUUGGUUUUUUCUCGAUGACAUUUAUGCUUGACGUUUUGUUUUUGCGUCAUUGUUAGCUCACCUGAGCUAAAAGCUCAAGUGAGCUUUUCUGAUCACCCGUAUUCCGGCGUCCGUCCGUCUGUCUGUCCGUCCGUCUGUAAACUUUUAACAUUUUUAACUUCUUCUCAAAAACCACUGGGCCAAUUUCAACCAAAGUUGGCACAAAGCAUCCUUAGGUAAAGGGAAUUCUAAAUUGUUAAAAUAGUGCAGAUUCAAGUUUGUUCAAAUCAUGGCCCCUGGGGGUAGGAUGGGGCCACAAGGGGGGAUCAAAGUUUUACAUACAAAUAUAUAGGAAAAAUCUUCAAAUAUUUUCUUCUCGUGAACCAUUGGGCCAAAGAAGUUCACAUUUACAUGAAAGCUUUCUGAUAGAUAGAAAUCAAAUACAGAAAAAAUGGGUAAAACACACCAAUUACUCAAAGCCUACGCUUCACUUGGCCAAGCGUAGGCCAUUACAGGGUGUUCGUGGCUCGAGUCCUUUCCUACAUAAUUGCUAGAAAGCUGAAUAUUUUUCUAAACUUUUGUACCAGUAAUCUAACAUUUUAUAACCUUAGGCACUAGUGUAGGAAUAUUUAUCAGACAAUUUUAAAAUGAAGGAAAUUUUAGUUCACUAACUCAUCUUCAUACAAGCAUUUUGUCAAUUUGUACUUAAGUUUCAUACCACAACAGACUUCUUCACCAUAACAUCUGAAUAUUCAUGUACAACAUCUGAAUAUGCAUGUACAAAUUGCUUUGGAAAAGUUUCCUUAACACUUCAAAAGCCUUAACAUUCUCAAUGAGAAUAAGGGAAAUAACAUGUAUGAGAUCAUUUCUCAAACUGUCAUUAUCAGCUGCAGAGGGAAGGAACUGAUGAUUAUAGAUGGUUGACAAGUCAGGAUGGCGCAAAUAUGAUACUGUGUUUCAUAUCUUGUGGCCUUAUUUGUUCACCAUCUUUUUGCUCUGGGUUUGUUUUGAUGAAUAUUUAUUUGUCUUCUUAUAGCGUAGUUUUUUUAUUAUUUAAGUUAUUUUGUCUUCUUUUGGGGAAAUCAGACUUUGAGUAAUUUAGCUUUGCAGGUACUUUGAUGUAGAAUGUAUUAGCUGAUUUCCCCAAAAAUCUUAUGUUGAAGCUUUCUUUCGUCAUUUAGUAUUGUGAUAAAUGACAAUUUUUCAAUCUCAAUCACUCUUUUGUUCAGAUUUUUAAUGACAGCAAAAACGAGCUACGGUGAGCAGAGUUUGGGUAAUAGAAGCUGAUAAACAUAAAAUCAGUAUUAUGGAACAUAAUAACAUUUAUGUUUAAAACGUAUCUAUGUGUCUUUACCCUAUUGGGGACCUCGCAGAACUUUACCCCGUUGGGGGCCUCAAGUUUGGUAACCAAUCACUGGCUUGGAUAGGCACGCGAUAGCUUGUGGUUUGCAGCCGUUAACCUUUCCAUAUACAUGGGAUUCAGUGAAUACAAACUGUAAAGUGGAUCAAAGUUUUUUCAUUUUGUUCAACCCUCCACCACCCCAACUUUCCGUCCCCAAUGUGGAAGUUUACUCCGGUGCUAUGCAACUUUUUAUAUGCCUUAUUUGUUCGCCAUCUUUUUGCUCUGGGUUUGUUUUGAUGAAUAUUUAUUUGUCAUCUUAUAGCGUAGCAUUAUUUAAGUUAUUUUGUUUUCUUCGGGGAAAAUCAUACUUUGAGUAUUUUAGCUUUGCAGGUACUUUGAUGUAGAAUGUAUUAGCUGAUUUCCCCCAAAAUCUUGUGUUGAAGAUUUCUUUCGUCAUUUGGUAUUGUAAUAAAAGACAAUUUUUCAAUCUCAA
Ostrea edulis (European flat oyster) is the source of this 4809-nucleotide messenger RNA. RefSeq names its product organic cation transporter protein-like. Gene Ontology annotation, cellular component: membrane. Bases 307 to 1929 code for a protein of 540 amino acids. The transcript has 10 exons. NCBI's taxonomy places the organism in Eukaryota, Metazoa, Mollusca, Bivalvia, Ostreida, Ostreidae. Gene Ontology annotation, biological process: transmembrane transport. The record is from RefSeq and is a predicted model, not a curated record. Gene Ontology annotation, molecular function: transmembrane transporter activity.